Halichondria panicea is the source of this 1872-nucleotide messenger RNA. RefSeq names its product nudC domain-containing protein 1-like. The coding region runs from base 1 to 1755 and encodes 584 amino acids. The transcript is spliced from 6 exons. The record is from RefSeq and is a predicted model, not a curated record. NCBI's taxonomy places the organism in Eukaryota, Metazoa, Porifera, Demospongiae, Suberitida, Halichondriidae.
AUGGCUUUCAAGCCAAAUAGAGAUCUCCUGAAUGUGAACUUUGAAGGCUACAAGUUGUCCCUAUCUCCCAUUACAUGCUUGAGCUGUGCCAUCCAAGGAGAGGUGCAUGCAGCCACUCUAAAGGAGGGUGCCUUCUCCUACCAUCAUGUGAGAGCAUUCUCCCUGCAUAACCACCUCACUCCUGAUCCAUACGAUGAGAGCAGUGUCUACUGGUGCAACAAAGAUGGGAGCAUACAGAGGGGAACCUAUGCGGGGACCACCAGUGCUGAACUGACAGUGAAGCUGGUAUACAGUGGAGAUAGUGUUCCCGAUAUCUGCAACAACCUGUCUCUUGUACUUGUGAGUCCACAGCUGGCGCUGCACUCGUCUGGACGAGAGAUGAGUCUACUGCACACUGGCAGGAGAGAGGAAGGACGCAAGUGGGAGCUGAUCAAGACCUACACACUUUCCGAGAGCUCUUCUGUUUCGAUCACACGAGCGACCAUCACUGAUGACUCAUCAAUACAACUGCUCAUUACCGAGCUGCAGAUUCCGUCCUCAACUACAGCUAGUGAUGAAAGGGUUAAGGAUAAUAUUGUAAAGUGCACAUGGUACAAGAUAAAGUUCAAAUCCUCCAUCGAGACCAUCCAACAUUCAGCAGCUAUAGUACGAGACUCACUCGAAUCCAUCACAGAAAUCACAUCCUUUCACUCUAAAUCUCUUCCACUCUACACAGCGUUUCAAUCCCACCCCACACACAGCACACAAUACCUCCUCUUCAUGAGUGAAACCACACCCACUCUGCCCUCGAAAACCACACCAAAGGAUUGCGACAUCCACCCUUCAGCGAGCCCACCCCCCGCCGAAGACGCAAACGUUGACACACAAUCUCACUUUGGACUCGGUUACAGCACUGACAAGUACGAGUGGUCUCAAACAGACUCUGAAGUGGUAGUGAGGUUUGAAGUACCUAAGGGAGUGACAAAGAGAGAGAUUUACUGCGUAAUAUCUCGGCAGGAGCUUGUUGUCGGGUUGACGGAUGGUACCACGUUCUUGAGGGGGGAGCUCCAUGACAUCAUUGAUACUGAGGGAAGCACUUGGACAAUCGAGAAUGGCACGUUGGAGGUGACACUGGACAAGAGUCAGUGUGGGGUUCAAUGGCCACGCCUCAAGAGAGGAGAAGAAGGUGUGGUCACCAGGCCAGAGGUCAACAGUGAAAGCUCAGGAAAGACGUCUGCCCCACCAGAGGCCAAGAGACCACGUCCCCUUGUGUCAUGUGAGCAAGAGGAAUGUGACACAGCUGAUGAGGAAGCUACACUCUACCUCGUAUCACAGGACGGAGCUCUCGUGAACAAAGCCUCACUGUCAGGACGCCAGCUAGUCUUCACCGCCCCCUCGCAACCAGACCACGCCCACUACUUCAUCACCCGUCACGAUGUGGAUGCCAUUGUCUGGAUUCCAUCGUCCACGACAUUGGAAGAGCCGUCAUGGACACACGUGAACACAUUCAACGCUCUUGGCUACGUGCAAGCUUCCAAGGAAAACAGAAAAUUCACAACUUCUCCUCCUAACCUGAAGUUUGCUGUGAUUACUGACUGUACCAGACACAUCUUUGUGUACAUCCAACCAGAGGAGGGCGUGAUGGGUAACAAGGCACGGGAGUUUGUGUAUACCCUGAGUGAAAAGAUGGAUAUACUCGGACUGACUGCUUCGAAUAGUGGCCUCGUGUUCGUGCUCACUCCUAGGACGCUGUUUGCACUCAAACUGCCUUUAUGAUUUCAUACGCAGCUAAUAGUUGGUGUAUGACUGUAUAACCUUUAUAAUUAUAAUUAUACAAAUCAUUUCAUUUUGUGUAAACAUGUAUUUUGAAUAUAAAUAGUUCUGAAAAAUUAA